Messenger RNA from Staurois parvus, 308 nucleotides. The record is from the annotation of a GenBank genome assembly. Lineage: Eukaryota; Metazoa; Chordata; Amphibia; Anura; Ranidae.
UCAAUUCUGCAAGUGGUUCUAAUUUACUAUCGCUGUAUCAGCCGGUCUAAAACCGCUUUUGACCUAAAGUGACGCUUUUUGGACGCCAUGUACGUUUCUCAGUUUCCAGGCAGAAAGAACAGUAAAAAUGCAGGCAGGGCACAGGACAAAGCAGUAAAGACAAAAUGUAUGUGAAAUGCUUUGAAACAAAAAUGACAGUUUCUAAAAUUUUUAAAUUUGCCGCCGGUUCCAGCCGGGACCGGAGGAGAUGGCCGGGGACGCUGCAGGGGAUGCAUCGUGGGAGCGAAGGACAAGGUAAGAGCUGCAGG